This is a messenger RNA of Porites evermanni, 339 nucleotides long. NCBI's taxonomy places the organism in Eukaryota, Metazoa, Cnidaria, Anthozoa, Scleractinia, Poritidae. The record is from the annotation of a GenBank genome assembly.
AUGGAGUGGACCCCACAACAUGACAGAGCCCUUCUAGAUAAAAUGUCUGUUAGUGAGGUGUUCCAGUAUAAAAAGGGGACACCAGAAAGAGGUCAAGUUUGGGACUCCAUCGCUGCAAACCUCAAUGCUGUGGAAUACCCAAAAUUUAAGGUCCUCAAGAGGUCAUGUAGAGACCGCUGGACUCUGUUGCGUGGGAAAUACCAGAAAAAAAUGACAAACGAAAUCAAAGCAUCCGGCAUUGAUGUGGAGGUGAAUGAAAUUGACACCAUAAUUGAAGAGCUUAUUGGGAAAGAAGAUUCUGCUGUUAGCACUGGUGGCAAAGACAAGAAAAAAGGUUGA